AUGGACUGGAGCGCAGGAGGGGAAUUUGGAGAAGUGUGCAGUGGGCGCCUGAAGCUGCCUUCUAAAAAGGAAAUUUCAGUGGCCAUCAAAACUCUGAAAGCUGGCUACACAGAAAAGCAGAGAAGGGAUUUCCUGGGAGAAGCAAGCAUCAUGGGGCAGUUUGACCAUCCCAACAUCAUCCGACUGGAGGGCGUUGUGACUAAAAGUAAACCAGUUAUGAUUGUUACUGAAUAUAUGGAAAAUGGUUCAUUGGACAGCUUCCUACGGAAACACGAUGCCCAGUUCACAGUCAUUCAGCUAGUAGGCAUGCUUCGUGGGAUCGCAUCUGGCAUGAAAUAUUUGUCAGAUAUGGGUUAUGUCCACCGUGAUCUAGCUGCUCGUAAUAUACUCAUCAAUAGUAACUUGGUGUGCAAAGUCUCAGAUUUUGGUCUUUCCCGUGUAUUGGAAGAUGAUCCAGAAGCUGCUUACACAACAAGGGGGGGCAAGAUUCCCAUCCGAUGGACAUCACCAGAAGCCAUUGCAUACCGGAAGUUCACCUCAGCCAGUGAUGCGUGGAGCUACGGGAUUGUCCUCUGGGAGGUGAUGUCUUAUGGAGAGAGGCCGUACUGGGAGAUGUCCAACCAGGAUGUAAUUAAGGCUGUUGAUGAAGGGUAUCGUUUGCCACCUCCUAUGGACUGCCCAGCUGCCUUGUAUCAGCUGAUGCUGGACUGCUGGCAGAAAGACAGAAACAACAGACCCAAGUUUGAGCAGAUUGUCAGCAUCCUGGAUAAGCUGAUCCGUAAUCCCAGCAGUCUGAAAAUAAUCACCAAUGCAGCAGCAAGGUGACAUAUUAGAUCCUAC
Messenger RNA from Meleagris gallopavo (turkey), 840 nucleotides. NCBI's taxonomy places the organism in Eukaryota, Metazoa, Chordata, Aves, Galliformes, Phasianidae. The record is from RefSeq and is a predicted model, not a curated record.